This is a messenger RNA of Eremomyces bilateralis CBS 781.70, 4389 nucleotides long. RefSeq lists its product as uncharacterized. Bases 359 to 4255 code for a protein of 1298 amino acids. Gene Ontology annotation, biological process: transmembrane transport. Lineage: Eukaryota; Fungi; Ascomycota; Dothideomycetes; Eremomycetales; Eremomycetaceae. The transcript has a single exon. The record is from RefSeq and is a predicted model, not a curated record.
AACGGCGCUUUGAACCGCUGCGGCUCAGACGGCGCAUCUGCGACGGGAAACUACCACGAAAACCUUCAACGCCAUAGCUUUUCCCAACCACGACGACACCACGAAAUUUGAGGGUUUUGCUUCUGCAGCCUUCUGGAUUUUGAUUCUACCGCUAUCUUUUCGGACAUUCGCUAUUAUUCCACGUAUAUCCAUUCGGUCGGGAGCUGUCGAAGCUGCUGGACAGAGGCGGAAGAGACCGAUCUCGCGAGUCACAAAGUGCUGGAAGCCUGGAAGCCUGGAAACCCGAACCACUCCACGAGUCCACGCGUACGACUUGCCCGGACAAAAUGCGCGCAAGAAUGCGGAGGCACUGAGGAAUAUGGAGAUAUACCAUGACUUACUGGUGAAGAAGAGGAGACGGUGGAGCGGGAAUGGACGGAGUCGUAUGGAGAGAUGCGACUCGACGCUACGCGGCUUGUCGUUCAAGAGGAGGAUGCCUCUACGAUGGCACUUCAUGCUGGUGAUAGCAUUAUCGAUCCUCUCGACAGCGAUCCCGCGCACCAACGCUGCCUUCCUCGCCUUCGAGAACUGCCUCCCGCCAGGGAUGAUCAGCAGUGGAGACCCCAAACCACUUCAAUUCGUUCCCCAUUUCUUCUCCGCAACUUUCAACGCCACCAACGACGAGAACUCCCUCGACCUGACCGUGUAUGGGAACGUCACCGGCCAAGCAUACGUUGGGGAGCUGCCUCCGCCGACGGACCCCGCGUGGAAGGAUCCGGGCAGCCCGGCGGGGAAGAUCCUCAACGUCUCGGAAACGAACAACUACUAUUCCACCAUCUUUUCCGAGGCGAAGGUGUUGACCUUUACGCCUUGGGUGUCCCACCCGGCACCGUUUUGCGAUUAUGUUCGGGACGAGGCAUGCCCUAUUGCUCCUGCGUUCUUCCAGAACGGAUCAAAUCCCCACGAACUCCCGUCGUUCUCGGUCUCCCAUAAAUUCUUCUCGACGUACGCAUUUUCGACCUUUAGCACUCGAAUUUGGGUUCAGUCGGGUGAUCUGGGCGCUCCGUCUUUGGCUUGUGUCACCGCCAAUGUUACACCUUCACUGGGACGAACGAUCUCUGAUACGCUCACAUAUGUACCGGCAGCGAUUCUAGUACUCAUGGCCAUUUCGACGGUGACGGCAGCAUGCUUUAGUCCAUGGAGCUCGCCCGACCCGUUUCAUUGGACCAGCAACUACGGACGAGACGGCGAUGUGCUGAGGCUGGUUACUCCGGGCUUUGGCGAUUGUCUACAGUACAUCCAGUUCAUCGUGCUUGCAGGCAGCUUAACCCUGAACUAUCCUGGGUUCUUCCAGCCGGUGAUCAGCAAGGCUUCGUGGUCGGCGUUGGUUUUCAAUCGGAGCUUCGCAAGCAAUGGCCCGGGGGCGCAGAGUUUAGUAGACGAUGUGUAUGUGGUGAACGCAACGUUCGGCCUCUCUGCUUUGGGACAGGUCGUCGGCGUCAGCGAAGAUGAGGACAUCUGGACGAGCAUGGCCAUCUGGUUUGCCGUGAUUCUUGGAGCGGUGAUCCUCCUUUGCCAACUGGGAUUCUUGAUCCGGUCGCUCCAUGCCCGGUGGAGGGGCUCGCAGGAUGUCGAUCGGCAGAGCAAGAACCUCCCGUUCACCCUGGGGAACAUGGUCCGAGUGGUGUUCAAUUUCUUCUUCCUCCCGAUUGUCUCCCUUACGCUUUUCCAGCUCGUCGUUGCACCACAUUCUCAAGCUGCAGUCACCGCCAUGGCCGUGGUCCUUCUGGUCCUUGUUGUUAUAUCUGCGAUCUGGAUUUUCCGCCUCAUCUUCGCGACCCGGCCGCGCGUUCAGCUUUUUGACCAUCUCCCUACGCUGCUACUUUAUGGACCAUUGUACAACACCUACUCCGACGAAGCCGCUCCUUUUGCAUUCAUCCCGGUCGUUCUCAACAGCAUUCGGGGCAUUGCAAUUGGCGCGAUCCAACCCUCUGGUAUCGCCCAAAUUGUCGUCCUUGCUAUAUGCGAGGUCAUAUUCCUCUUGACAUUGCAUGCUUUUCGUCCCUUCCAAUCUCCGACUUCCAUGACGGCCUACCAUACCUUCUUCUCCGUCUUCCGACUUUCUGCUAUCCUCCUAAGCGUCGCAUUCGUUCCAACUCUCGACGUUUCGGAAGGGGUGAAGGGAUGGAUUGGCUAUGUAAUCCUCCUCCUACAUGCCAUCGUGCUUGCCUUCGGGUUCUUCCUCAAUGCUCUGCAGACUCUUAUCGAAGUAUUUGCCCGCCUCCUUGGAGCAGGACGCGACGAGCGUGGUGGCCUUUCCAAGGUCUUCGGUAUGCGGCAGCUUUCUAAGCGCCAUCGUAAGCAAGUGCGUCGCUCCGAGCAGUCCGAUGCAGCGAUGUUAGCUUCAGAACACGAACCGAAAUCUGCGAUGGACGCUCGCUCUCGUAGCCUCUCUGCUAGCUCUGGCGUCCUCUUGCAGCAGCAUCUCACUGUUGAUCGAUCCAGUCAAGGCGAUAUUACUCCCGGUGGGGCGCAGAGCCCCUUCAACUUCAUCGCGGGCAGCUCAGCACCAUCCGUGGCGGCAGUGGCUGGAGCCCGGCGACCGACUGUAAGCAGCGGUGGGAAGCCAUCGGGUGAACACGUUGAUCCGUAUUAUCGCCCUCCGCGAGCCCGUCGCCCUACACUUGAAAUUAGCCCCGUGGCGGGCUCAUCGAAGUCGCCUCAAACGCCCACUCAGCGCGAGUCAGGAACAUCUGCGGACGGUUCCAUCCGUCAGCAAGAUGAAUUCUCACUUGCAAUGGCUCGCGACGACUCAUCCACGGGUGAUCUACACUCUUCCACCUCCAUAUCCUUCUCACCAAGUGGCCCAGGGGGAAAUACACUAGGACGUCGAAAUUCGAUAGUAUCCCAAGGAUACAUGCAGGAGCCGAGUAUCGCAGGCGAUCAGCGUCGUACUACCGAUUAUGCGAUCCGCGAGGCGGACUUCUACUAUGGCGUACAGCGUGGCCCGGCCUUGUCAUCUACGCCAACCCGAAGAUUGAAGACCGGUCCGGCUGAUCCGACCAGUCCGGCUAGCAGUGCGGCCGGCUGGUUCAGGGGACUCGUUGGGAUGGGUGGUACUAGCGGAGGACAAACAUGGCCAUGGAGCAAACCUAAGCACAAAGGCUUCGAGGUUGUACGGAGUAAACCUGCUGCUAUCGCGAUGAUGAACCUGGACGAGGAGGAUGAGGCGCAGGUGCGCUAUCGGGAUGAUCCGGAUCUGGAAGCUGGGACUCCAACCCAACGAAGGAGGACAAUGACGCUUGAUAGCACGGACGAAGCGCCGAGAGGCGGGGAUGAGCUGGAUGCCACGGCCGGCGCAGCGAGAAGCAUGCACUCUUAUUCCGAUUACGACUCUCCGCGUGUCUCUAGGGACGAUGAUGCGUUUAAUGCGAGCAUGCCACCGCGUCCUUACCAAGGCGCGAACUCUUCGCAACCUCCUAUUCUCGCCCCAAUCAGUUCCGGCUCUUCAUUACAUAUGCCUAGUCGAGCACCCAGUAAGACCAGCGCAGCUGCGCAGCCAUACGGUGUCCGCUCCAGCUCCCCGCCGCCUCCAAUGCCCGUCUUCUCAUCCAGCGUCAUCGGUGCGCAAUCCGGACCUACCGUGCCUCGCCGCUCAUCCCGGCAUCCGGGAUCCGCUGACUCCGGUCGAACACACCCGACCCUCUCGCCGUACCAGGACAGCUCGAUUUAUUCGCAACCCAUGCCCCCCGCCCACGCUCAAGCUCCCUUACAAUCCUUCCAUGCCGAUAACCUCGAUCCACGCGCCAAGACCGAAGACCCUGAUCGCGAUCGGUACAAUGUGUCAGCCUACAGUAACUUCAGCGGAACGAAGACGCCGAGUGAAUACUACCGCCGUUCCGUCGAAACCGCCCCAUCCGACGACGACCCGCGCGCGAAGACGGACGUCCCGAACCGGAACGACAUCUCCGCAUUCUCCUUUAACAAAACUCCCGUCGAGCACUACCUCCGGCCGGGCCAGACCACGCGCAUGCCGUUUUCCGGCAACAGUGAGGAAACCAGCAUUCUGAGCACGAGCAUUAGCCCGGUAUCCGAUCGGAGUGGGCUAGAGGGGAUGGGCGGGAUACCGGGAUCUGGAAAGCAGGGCGAGGUGCCGGCAGAAGGGAGUGGUGAGCGACCGAUGAGCACCGGCACGGUGGCGCAUCGAGUGGGAGAGGGGAUGCGGACGUCGCAGAGCAACAUCCAAGGCGAGCAGGCGGAGGUGAUCAGGAGGUGAGCGUUGGAGAACCAGACGCUGUCUUGCGUAUUGGACGCAUAGACGGUCGGAUGGCAAGGCACAUGAAGCGAGCGCCCUGGACAUCCGUUGAUGAUUGGAAACGGUAGCGAUUGGAAAUGGUAGCGACGGCGAAA